CUGUGAUAGAAACUAAGCAGCAGAAGGAGCUGGGAGCUGUGAGUUCAAUCUCUGCCGUGCAGAGAGCGAGCGCAGCUUUCACUGCGAAAAAAAAACCUUGAUCUUAUCCUGUCGUACUCUUUGUCUGGGCAAGAAGGACUUACAACUCAAAAGUGCUAAUAAGAGAGAAGAGGAGGACUUCGUGUAAGGCUUGCUUUUUUUUUAAUGUUUUUGCUUUGCAAGAAAGACAACUUCACUUGAGACUACUGCAAAAUUCUACCUCGGUUUUGUUGCAGCGACUUUGACGCCGUGCAUUAGUGUGAAAAGUAGCUGUAUUUUGAAAGGCUGAUGCAAGUUUUAAAAGACGAGUCGAAAGUCCAUUAGCAGAGAGAGAGGGAAAAAAAAGCAAGUUACUCUGCGUUUUGUAUGAAAAGACUUAAUGCGAGUUGUUUUGCAGUGCUGUCAGAAAGUAGCAGCAAGCUGUGAACAAUAAUACCAGAAAAAUCAUGGCUGGUGAAAUGAAUAUGGGAACAGAUCUACCCACCAGCCCGUUGGCACUGGAAUAUGUCAAUGACUUUGAUUUGAUGAAGUUUGAAGUGAAGAAAGAAGCGCUUGGCGCGUUGGACAGGUCGUCCGUGCGCCACUGCAACCGGCUUCAGCCACCGGGCUCGGUGUCCUCCACGCCAAUCAGCACGCCGUGCAGCUCAGUACCUUCUUCGCCCAGUUUCAGCCCUACUGAACAGAAGAGCCACCUUGAUGAGCUCUACUGGAUGCCCACGGGCUACCACCAGCAGAUGAACCCCGAAACCCUGAACCUGACCCCUGAAGACGCGGUGGAGGCGCUUAUUGGGGUGGCAGGGCAUCCCCACCCAAACCCAGCUCACGUCCAGCAGCAGCAGCAAAUGCAUCCUGGGGCUUUUGAUAACUACAGGCCGGUCCACCACCACCACCACCACGGUCAGCAGCAGCAGCAGCAGCCGCAGCAGCAGCAGCAGCAGCAUCAUCACCAGUAUGGCGCUGUCCCUCACCAUCACAGCGAAAUGGCCGGGCACCCAGGGCCUCAUCACCACCCGCACAACCCGCCUCAGCAUCACCACCACCACAGCCAGGACCCUGACAGCCCAUCUCCAGCUUCUCCGGGCUCUCACCAGCAGCUGCACCACCGCCAUCAUCACCACCAUCAUCAUCACCUGCAGCAACAGGGUCACCACGGCGGGGGUAGUGGACUCAAUAUUGAGGACCGUUUCUCCGACGAUCAACUUGUAUCAAUGUCGGUUCGAGAACUUAAUAGGCACCUAAGGGGCUUUACCAAGGAUGAGGUGAUCCGCUUAAAGCAAAAGCGCCGGACCCUGAAGAAUCGGGGCUACGCACAGUCGUGCAGAUUUAAGCGAGUGCAACAGAAGCACGUGCUGGAAAACGAGAAGACGCAGCUGAUCAACCAAGUGGAGCAGCUAAAGCAGGAGAUCAGCAGACUGGCACGCGAAAGAGACGCCUACAAGUUAAAGUGCGAGAAGCUGACGGGCAACAAUGGCUUCAGAGAGGCCGGUUCCACGAGCGACAAUCCGUCCUCGCCCGAGUUCUUCAUGUGAAACAAAAAUCAACUCGGAGCACGGCAGAGGCAUGGAGCUCCGCCUGCCCGUUUCUGAACUCACUGAACGCCAAUAACCCCAGUUAUGACCGUAAUAAUUAUGAUAAUAGAAAGAACAGUGUCCUGUUAUCUAAUCAUCUCCAUCUGUCUCAGGCAGGGACAUAGAAACAAGAGUGGAUCAUCCCUGAAACUGCUGUAGAAUAGAAGCUCAUUCUUGUAGUCAGAGCGACUUCUGUAUUCCUCUUAUAUUUCAUUUAUUUUUCUGAACAGACUUGAAAACAAAAACUGCCUGCUAUGAACUUUCCUGAACAUGAUAAUUUGCUUAACCACUUCAACGCGUAGCUGGGAUUUGAACUGAAUGGACUUUUGUGACUAUUUUAAACUCCUUGCGCUCAGCUGCAACAGGCAAGAACAAAAACAAACAAAAAAAAAUCUUAAAAAAAAAAGGAACACAAACAUAAUAAUA
Molecule: messenger RNA, 2033 nt
Organism: Polypterus senegalus (gray bichir)
Lineage: Eukaryota; Metazoa; Chordata; Cladistia; Polypteriformes; Polypteridae
Gene: mafba
Product: v-maf avian musculoaponeurotic fibrosarcoma oncogene homolog Ba
Exons: 1
Coding region: 486-1568 (360 amino acids)
Biological process (GO): regulation of transcription by RNA polymerase II
Cellular component (GO): nucleus
Molecular function (GO): RNA polymerase II cis-regulatory region sequence-specific DNA binding; DNA-binding transcription factor activity, RNA polymerase II-specific
Source: RefSeq, a predicted model, not a curated record